Molecule: messenger RNA, 1218 nt
Organism: Physella acuta
Lineage: Eukaryota; Metazoa; Mollusca; Gastropoda; Physidae
Product: deleted in malignant brain tumors 1 protein-like
Source: RefSeq, a predicted model, not a curated record
AUGAACACAAGUACAGUCAUCAGCUGCUCAUCGGACUACCUGCAGAUUUUUGACGGACCUUCGACGUCACCCAGACUGUUUGACAAAAUGUGUAGAACAUGGGAAAAACUCACAGUGUCAACAGGAAAUAACAUGCACAUUGAGUUUAGGACAACAGGACGUUUAAUGUUUAUCGCCACAUUCAAAAUAUAUGAAAGACACUGUACACUUUAUGAGUCUGGCAAGUUGGCAAGUCCUGGAUAUCCCUUACAGUAUUUGAAUGAUCAGGAGUUUUCAUGGACUCUAUCAACUCGUACUGAUACACGUCUCAUUCUAAACAUAUCGUUUGUGGAUACAAAGUAUUGUGGCACAGACUAUAUCACCGUGUAUGACGGAGCUACUAAGAAUGCUGCAAGUUCUAAAAAUGUUUGCGGUACUGGAGGCUCAGAAGUGAUUGUAUCGUCAACAAACAACCUGUUGGUCACUUUUACAACAAAUAGUUACAAUACUGGCAAAGGAUUUUAUGGGGAGUUUUAUUCACACAAUAGUAGACCAAUCACACUGAACGAGUCUCAAGGUAACAUCUCUAGCCUUGGAUAUCCAUUUGCCAACCUGGAGAACAUGGUAUACACCUGGACUAUACUUAGCAAAGCUGAUAGUUACAUCCUCAUAAAUAUUUCAGAUUUUGAAUUAGGGGAUAAAUGUCAGUACGAUUACCUAAGAAUAUAUGACGGACCCACAACAUUUUCACCGAUGUAUGGGGAUUUCUGCUCGUCAGUACCACCAGGGUUAAUGGCUUCAACGGGAAACUCUAUGUUUGUCGUCUUAAAUACUAUUGGCGCUAACAUGUAUAAAGGCUUUUAUGGAAAUUAUGAGAUAAGAGAAAGAAAUUAUACGCAGAAUGAGUCUGGCAUAUUGCCAAGUCCUGGAUAUCCCUUACGAUUUUUGGAUAAGCAGGAAUAUACAUGGACUCUAUCCACUCGUACUGAAUCACGUCUUAUUUUAAACAUAUCGUCCGUGUAUAUAGGGUUUGAUGGCGCAUGUCAUAUCACUGUGUACGACGGGGCUACUACGAAUGCUCGAAAUUUUAAAAGACUUCGUGGUUGGAGAGACUCAGCAGUUAUUGUGUCGACAACAAACCACUUGUUGGUCACUUUUAAAACAUAUUCUAGCUUGACGAGACAAGGAUUCUAUGGAGAGUUUUAUAUACACGGAAAGAUUUUUGAGAAGAAUAAAUAG